Messenger RNA from Ascoidea rubescens DSM 1968, 1482 nucleotides. Its product is annotated as alpha-mannosyltransferase. Gene Ontology annotation, molecular function: alpha-1,2-mannosyltransferase activity. Gene Ontology annotation, cellular component: Golgi apparatus. Gene Ontology annotation, biological process: mannan biosynthetic process. The transcript is spliced from 2 exons. The coding region runs from base 1 to 1482 and encodes 493 amino acids. The record is from RefSeq and is a predicted model, not a curated record. NCBI's taxonomy places the organism in Eukaryota, Fungi, Ascomycota, Saccharomycetes, Ascoideales, Ascoideaceae.
AUGCUAAUAUCCUAUUAUUUUGAUAACCCAAAUCUACAAAUUCAAAAAGUUAAUGAUUUCUUUACAAACAUCUUCAAUACUAUAGAAUUAGCAAAACCAACUGUUUCCUCUUUAACUAAAAAAUACAAAUCAAAAUCUCCAACUAUAAGCUCGGAUAAAAUAAAAGAACCCAUAUAUGAUGAAGAAUUCUUAAAAACCUUUCUUCAAUUAGACCCAGUGGAAAUCAAUUCUUUAAAAUUAUCCCAUGAGAUUUUUAUGAAAAACACUCCAAAUUCAAUUCCAAAUGACUUGAAUUAUGUUGGAAAUGGCAUUGUUUACGCCGGUGGUGGAAAAUAUAACUGGCUCACUUUGCUAUCAAUAAAAUCUUUAAGAAGAACAGGCUCAACCUUGCCUGUAGAAGUUUUAAUUCCAACAAUAGAUGAUUAUGAAAUCGACCUAUGCACCCAAAUUUUCCCUUCUUUAAAUGCUAGAUGCAUUUUUUUACCUGAAGUCCUUGGAAAAAAUGUCAUUCAGAAUUUCAAGUUCAAAGGCUAUCAGUACAAAGUGUUUGCUAUCUUAGCUUCUUCUUUCCAAAACGUCUUAUUGCUAGAUUCUGAUAAUAUGCCUGCUAUUAAACCUGAUUAUUUGUUUGAUUCAGAAGUUUUCCAGGACAAUGGCUUAGUAACUUGGCCCGACUUUUGGAGAAGAACAACCUCACCUUAUUUUUAUGAUAUCGCUGAUGUCCAUGUAGGCGAAAGAAUCAGAUUUGGAUACACUAACUAUGGUAUAUACACUCAUGGAAUCUCUGUUCAAGAUGAGAAAAACAUUUCAAAGGUGCCUUUUCAUGAUAGGGAGGGUGCAAUACCUGAUUCUUCAACAGAAUCUGGCCAAUUACUAGUCAACAAAAAAACCCAUUUUAAAAUGCUAUUGUUAUCCCUUUAUUAUAAUACAUAUGGUCCUGAUCAUUAUUAUCCUUUACUCUCUCAAGGCAGUACAGGAGAAGGAGAUAAAGAUACUUUUUUAGCAGCAGCAGUGAAAACAGGAUCAAAGUUUUAUCAAGUUAACAAGUUUGUGGGUGUGCUUGGUUAUAACGCUGAUGGAGGCUAUCAUGGAACAUCAAUGGUUCAGCACGAUCCAGUUGAGGAUUACCAAAAAUUUCAAAAAAAUGCAAAUAUUCUUAAUUUAAUUAACGAGGAUGAAAAUGACUUGGUCUUGAAACCAGCAAGUCCAAAAAUAGUAUUUGUUCAUUCUAAUUUUCCCAAAUUAAAUCCAGCAGCAUUAAAAAAAAACAAAAUCUUGGUUGAUAAAGAGGAAAAAAGACAUCGAUAUUAUAGUAAAAAUAAAAUCGAAGGAUUUGAUUUAGAAUUAAAAAUAUGGGAAGAUAUGAGAUACUUUAUUUGCGAGUUGCAAUUAAAACUCCUAGCAUUUGGUGGAAUGGGGACUGAUGACAUUUGUGAAGAACUUAAUGAACAAAUAAAGUACUUGGAAAGCACAACAAUAUAA